CGCCAUAGACUACCUCACAUCCCGCCCCCCACAGCCAUCCGUCCACAGAGUCACCACAGCCGCACCGCAGCUCCAUCUUCACCACCGUCAUCGUCAACGAGAAGCAGCGGCGAGCAGCAGCGCCCGGCCAAGAGACGAGACGAGACGAGAGAACAAGUGUUGCCAUGGCCGCGAUGGAGAGCAAGAGCCGGAGGUUCGCGCUGGCGUGCGGCGUCCUCAGCCAGUACGUCAAGGCGGAGCAGAAGAUGUCCUCCUCCGCCGUCGUCGCCCCGCCCCCGCGCGCCCCGCCGGCCACCACGCUCAGCCUCAUGCCCGGCGCCGACGUCGGCCAGGACCACGCCGCGGCGGCCGCUGAGGAGGCGGGCCCGGCCACGCCGCUCACCAUCUUCUACGGUGGCAGGGUGGUCGUCUUCGAGGACUUCCCCGCGGACAAGGCGGCCGAGGUCAUGCGCAUGGCCACCACCGCCGGCGUCGAGCGCGCGGCCGCCACGCCCGCCCCGGCCCCGGCGCUCGCGGACCUGCCCAUCAUGCGCAAGGCCUCCCUGCAGAGGUUCUUCGAGAAGCGCAAGGACCGCCUCGGCGCGCGCGCGCCCUACGCCCGCCCCGCCGCGCCGGCAGCCAACAAGGGCUCGGAGGACAAGUCGGCGUCGUCCUCCUCGUGGCUCGGGCUGGCCAGCGCCGACGGCGCCUUCGCGCUCUGAUCCGGACGGACGGACGGACGGGGCAAGACGGCUUGCUCGCUCGCCUCAAGACAUCGUUUGUAGAGCACUUUCAAUUUUAAUGUAUUCUUUGGGUAAAAAUUCGAAUAGCGAAAGAAAGAAAGAAAGAAACAAGAUUGAGUUCAUAGCAA
Molecule: messenger RNA, 850 nt
Organism: Triticum dicoccoides
Lineage: Eukaryota; Viridiplantae; Streptophyta; Magnoliopsida; Poales; Poaceae
Product: protein TIFY 11b-like
Exons: 1
Coding region: 165-701 (178 amino acids)
Biological process (GO): regulation of jasmonic acid mediated signaling pathway; response to wounding; regulation of defense response
Cellular component (GO): nucleus
Source: RefSeq, a predicted model, not a curated record